GAGGUUAACUGAUCAUUUCUUGAUGAUACGGCCGCAGUGGGUCAUUAGUUCUGUGGAUCUUAUGUGGAUUUACCUCAUACUAAUCGCUAGAACUUCCAUCCUACCCGGAGAUUAUUCAGUAGUGAAGGGUGCCAAAUAAUAACAUAAUAAGGAGGAUCUCUCGCAUCAUGGAUAUCUUUUUUCAUCCAUCUCAAAGAUUGUGAUCGUCUCUCAGUUCGAAUUCUCCAUCAGAUUUUGUAUCUUUUGCGUGCAAUAUGUUCGACCUAGCACCCCGCCCCGAUGAACCUAUCGUUAUCUCAACGACCCAUAAAUCAUAUCGAUUGGGAAAAGAUAGAGGAUUGCCACCCCACCUUGUUGGCGAACAGAGCAAUUAUCUCGUCGAACUUACCGAUGAAAAUGAUCCUGCCAAUGCGAAGUCAUGGACUUUCAAAAGGAAGAUGAGAACUGCUGCAGUUCUUGGAUUUGAUACUCUUAUCGCAUCUUGGGGUUCAUCUGUAUACUCGGCAGCUGUGGCACCAGUUGCGUAUGAAUUUGGUGUCAGUGAGGUCGUGUCUAUUCUUGGUUUAACUUUGUAUAUCUGUGGUUUUGCAACUGGUCCCUUGUUCUUUGGUCCAAUAUCUGAACUCUAUGGUCGAAAGAAACCUGUCACUUUAGCAUGCUUUGUUUUCACCUGCUUUAUGUUUGCUGCGGCAACGGCCAAGGACUUCCAAACAUUGAUGUUAUGUCGAUUCUUCGCAGGUGUCUUCGCUUCUUGUCCUCUGGCUGUCGUCGGUGGCGCUUUUGCUGAUAUGUUUGGAAACGAGACUCGAGGUAUUGCUAUUGCUGCUUUCUCAGCGUUGGUAUUCAUCGGUCCCUUCAUCUCGCCUAUUGUUGGAGCAUUUAUUACCACGUCUCACCUUGGUUGGAGAUGGACCGAAUACAUCACUGGUAUCAUGGGUGCUCUCGCUUUCAUUCUCGACAUCUUGUUCCUCGAGGAAACAUAUGCCAAGACACUUCUCCAAAGCCGAGCAGGAAAGAUUCGAAAGGAGACUGGCAACUUCGCCAUUCACCACAUCAGUGAAGAGGAGAUCAUCAGCUUUGAUGAUCUUGUCAGAAAGCACUUGUUCCUUCCAUUCAAGCUUCUCUUUGGAGAGCCAAUUGUUUUCCUCAUCACUAUCUAUACUGCUUUCAUUUAUGGUAUCUUGUAUCUUUUCUUGGAAGCCUACCCUAUUGUGUUCGCCGAAUAUCGUGGAAUCGAUCCAGCAGUUGCAACACUGCCAUAUCUGGGAAUGAUCAUUGGUGUUCUCUUCGGUUGUGGUAUCGUCAUUGCCUUCGAGCCAAGAUAUAAUCGCAAACUCAGGGAGAACAAUGGUAUUCCAGUUCCAGAGGAGAGACUUGUUCCCAUGAUGGUUGGUGCUUGUCUAUUUCCAUGUGGUUUAUUCUGGUUUGCAUGGACAGGAAACUAUCCAUCUAUCAACUGGGCCGCUCCAACUGUCAGUGGUAUAUUGACUGGAGCUGGUAUUAUGACUAUCUUCCUACAAGCUUUGAAUUAUCUUAUCGAUUCAUAUCUUUUCGUAGCAGCCAGUGCCAUCGCUGCCAACACAUUUCUCCGAUCUUUCUUCGGUGCUGGAUUCCCAUUGUUUGCCACAGCAAUGUUCCACAAUCUUGGUGUACAAUGGGCUGGUAGUUUGUUGGGCUUCUUGGCUAUCGCAUUUUUACCGAUUCCUUUCUUGUUCUACAAGUAUGGUGAAAGAUUGAGGAAAAUGUCUCGUCAUGCUCCAACCGAUUUUGGUGUACCUAAGAAUCAGCCAGUCGACGAGGAGACUGGUACUGCAGUUACCACUGCAGCACCUUCUAUUGAGGAGGAGAAGCCAGAACCGGUGGUGUAAUGUAAUGUAUUGUGAUGAUGGAUACACUGAUAUGUUGGAUGGGAUGACUGAUAUGAAGUAUACUUGUCUAUGAUUAAUUUUCAUGAGAUGAUUUCGCAUCGUUGCAUUUUGAUGGCGUCGUUGGUAUCAAUACCCUGGUAGAAGCGUUGCAUUUUUAAAUAGAAUAGAACUUAUAUACCUUAAUUUAUACAUUAUAUAUUAGAAACAAAUCACAGUUGUUGGAUUCA
This is a messenger RNA of Botrytis cinerea B05.10, 2095 nucleotides long. It is a transcript of the gene Bctpo1, whose product is annotated as Bctpo1. The coding region runs from base 255 to 1868 and encodes 537 amino acids. Gene Ontology annotation, molecular function: transmembrane transporter activity. The transcript has 2 exons. The record is from RefSeq and is a predicted model, not a curated record. Gene Ontology annotation, biological process: transmembrane transport. Lineage: Eukaryota; Fungi; Ascomycota; Leotiomycetes; Helotiales; Sclerotiniaceae.